CGCUUCCCGAGCACGCUCAACAAGCGCGGCGGCUCCCCAGCUCAGGCACCGCACCGACCGCAGCGAUGCCCGACGAGAAUGUGACCGAGGGACUGUCCGGAUCCAAGGAUGGCGAGGCGGCGCGGCAAAAGAUGCAGAUCAAAUCCUUCACCGCGUGGGUCAACCUGCACCUCAAGCAGGCGGGCAUGGCCGUCGAGAACCUCAAGACAGACUUUGGCGACGGGAUCAAGCUGCUGCGCCUCGUCGAGAUCAUCUCCGAGGAGGAGCUCGGCAAGUACAACCAGAACCCGGUGUCCAAGUUCCAAAAGGUGGAGAACCUCAACAUCCCUCUCAAGUACAUCAACUCCUUCCUCAAGGAGAUUGGCAUCCGCAACACCUACUCCGCCGAGAACAUCAUCGAUGAGGCCUACCGCCCCGACUUGGUGCAGUACCAAAAGCUGAACAAGUCCGCCAAGGUUGACAACCUCAACCACGCCUUCGACCUUGCAAACGACAAGCUCGAGAUCCCGAAGCUGCUCGACGCCACCGACAUGGUGUCGAUGCGGCCGGACGAGAAGUCGGUCAUGACGUACGUGUCCUUCUUCUGGAAGUCGGUCAUGACGUACGUGUCCUUCUUCUGGAAGGUCUUCGCGGCAAACAAGCGCAAGAAGAUCGCCGCCGAGCGGAUCACGAACGUGCUGCAGCGCGAGCUGGCGUACCGAGACUUGAUGGAGCAGUACAAGCUCAACGGCGAGCAGCUCGGCAGGUGGAUCAAGCUCAAGACGGACUUCUUCCAGGCGGAGCCAAACUGCAACUCGCAGGCGGAGCUCGAGGUCGAGAUGAAGAAGCACGUCAUGGAGUACGGCCGCGGCGAGACGCCGACCACGCUGGCCGGCGGCGAGAAGCCGACCAAGCUCAACGAGCUCAACGACCUCGAGGCGCUGCACUCGUCGAUCACCUCCCGCCUCGCCUCGCUCGGACGCACCUUCAUCCCCACCGAGGACACCUCGCUCAAGGUCCUCAACCGGUGGUGGGAGGAGCUCACCUACGCCGAGCAGGCCUACGAGGCGAACUUGCGCCUGAAGCUCAAGAACCUCAAGCGGGUGGAGUACUAUAUCAAGCUGCACCACUCCAAGGCCUCAAAGCUCGAGGACUGGCUCGGAGACAAAGAGCGAUGGCUCGGCAAGCCGGCCGACGCCGCCGCCAACGGCGCCGCCGCCGCGCCGCCGGCCGACGCCGACGAGACGCCGCCGGCGGGGCCGGUGCCACGCAAGAGCAGUUUCGUCGGCAUGCUUAAGAGCACCGGAUCGUCGUUCGGCAACCAGGUCGCCUCGCCGCCGACGCCGAAGGGGCAGCGCGCCUCGAAGGGCGUCAAGGUGGUGCCGCUGCACGACGGCCCGAGCGAGUCGGUCGCCGACGUGCAGGCCAAGCUCAACAUGCUAACGGCGCACAAUGAGGAGCUGAGUGGGAGGCAAGCGACCGUGCCGGAGCUCGACAAGCUGCUCGCAAAGAUCGGCGAGCUCGGCUGCCCCCCGAUGCGCCAGUUCUCGCUGACGAACCGCACGUCCGUCAUCAAGGAGCGCCAGGUGGCCGAGAUCGACGGCUACCGCGAGUCGCUCGAGGCGCUGCAGUGCGACCUCGACGCCAUCGCAGCCUACGCCGAGGAGAUGGGGUCGAUGCGGAUCAGCCGCAACCCGUACUCGCGCUUCGGCAUGCCGGACCUCCUCGCGCACAUGAGCCGGUGCGAGGCGGCGCUCGAGGCGAGGCAGGUGUCGGUGCAGGAGGCGCUCGCGCACCAGCAGCAGAUCGACGCGACCAAAAAGGCGUUCGCGGCGGCGGCGGACGCGAUCCUCGAGUUCGUCAAGGCGGAGCGCGCACAGCUGGACGAGGUCGCGCCGCCCGGGCUGGUCAUCCAGCCCGACGACACGGCGGCGAUCGAGAAGGGCAAGGCGAUGGGGAGUGCGCUGGACGCGCUGAUGGCGCCGGACGCCAAGGAGGGGCGCGACGCGAAGCUGCUGCCGGCGCAGGAGCUGUCCGACAAGCUGAUGGAGGCCGCGGAGCUGGACAACCCGUACACGGCGCAGACGAUCAUGACGCUCAAGACGCAGAUCGACCUCCUCGACAAGGUGCUGCGCGACAAGCGGUCCUUUGUCGAGGGGCAGCUCGCGCGCGCUCAGGCGGAGAUCACGAGCGAGCAGUACGAGGAGAUCAAGAAGGUCUUCUACCACUUCGACAAGUCCAAGGACGGGCUGCUCAACCAGCUCGAGUUUGCGGCCGCCAUCAAGGCGAUGGACUUCGAGAUAGCGGACCACGAGCAGGAGCCGACUUUCCUCCGGUUCGCCAAAGAGGGGCAGCGCGCCGAGGAGCCGGCGGCGAUGACCAUCGACCUGAGCGGCUUCACCACCUUCGUGCUCCAGCAGUACAAGGACAACGACACCAAGGACACCCUCUUCGCGGCCUUCGAGACGGUUGCAAACGGCAAGGACACGCUGUCCGCCGAGGACAUCCGUGCGGCGAUCCCGCAGGAGGAGGCGGACUACCUGCUCUCGCAGCUCGAGCUGAAGGACGGCGACCACGGCCUCGAGUACAAAAAGUUCACAGAGGCCAUCUACGGCGGCACCUGAGGGGAGGGGGGGAGAGCAGGCCCACACGGCAGCAUGUGCAUUAGACAAGGGCGUCGGCCCACCCCUCCCCCCCGCUCCCCGCUCUCCGCCACUCCUCUGCUCUGCCAGGGAGCGUGCGGCUGGGGACGGGCGCGGUGGCGUAGCAGUCUUGUGGAGCGUAUUGCGUCGAGCCAGCGGCGCAGGCUGCUGCGGCGACCGCCGCUCCGCCGCACGGAGGCGCACGCAUUUCCGCGUGAUCGGUCGGUGUCACGAGGGAGAGAGCAAGCUAGACGAGCCUUUGUGUACAAACAAUGUGUUUUUCGAGCGC
Messenger RNA from Emiliania huxleyi CCMP1516, 2910 nucleotides. RefSeq lists its product as hypothetical. Gene Ontology annotation, cellular component: plasma membrane; cell junction; cortical actin cytoskeleton. Lineage: Eukaryota; Haptophyta; Isochrysidales; Noelaerhabdaceae. The transcript is spliced from 25 exons. The coding region runs from base 66 to 2603 and encodes 845 amino acids. The record is from RefSeq and is a predicted model, not a curated record. Gene Ontology annotation, molecular function: calcium ion binding; actin filament binding. Gene Ontology annotation, biological process: actin cytoskeleton organization.